AUGGCGGACUCGUGCCGGAACCUUACCUAUGUGCAGGACUCGGUAGGGCCGGCCACCAGCACCCUGAUGUUCGUGGCGGGUGUGGCGGGCAACGGGCUGGCGCUGGGCAUCUUGGGGGCACGGCGGUGGUCGCGCCCAUCGGCCUUCGUGGUGCUGGUCACCGGGCUGGCGGUGACGGACCUGCUGGGCACGUGCUUUCUGAGCCCUGCCGUGUUCGUGGCCUACGCUCGCAACAGCUCACUGCUGGGCCUGGCGCGGGGCGGCCCUGCGCUGUGCAACACCUUCGCUUUCGCCAUGACCUUCUUUGGCCUGGCCGCCACACUCAUCCUCUUCGCCAUGGCCGUGGAGCGCUGCCUGGCGCUCAGCCACCCCUACCUGUAUGCCCAGCUGGAUGGGCCGCGCUGCGCGCGCCUGGCACUACCUGCCAUCUAUGCCUUCUGCACCCUCUUCUGCUCGCUGCCCCUGCUGGGCCUGGGCCAACACCAGCAGUACUGCCCGGGCAGCUGGUGCUUCAUCCGCAUGCGCUCGGCUGAGCCGGGCGGCUGUGCCUUCUCGCUGGCCUAUGCCAGCCUCAUGGCCCUGCUG
This is a messenger RNA of Galeopterus variegatus (Sunda flying lemur), 585 nucleotides long. RefSeq names its product prostacyclin receptor. The record is from RefSeq and is a predicted model, not a curated record. Gene Ontology annotation, cellular component: plasma membrane. Gene Ontology annotation, biological process: inflammatory response; adenylate cyclase-activating G protein-coupled receptor signaling pathway; negative regulation of smooth muscle cell proliferation. Gene Ontology annotation, molecular function: prostacyclin receptor activity. Lineage: Eukaryota; Metazoa; Chordata; Mammalia; Dermoptera; Cynocephalidae. The transcript has a single exon. The annotation marks the transcript as partial.